AUGUGCGGUAUCCUCGGCUGGGUAGCUUGGGGUAAGGCCGACUACAUUGAAGGCGACACGAGCAAUGAACAAGGCCACGAAGAAGGUCAAGUCCUUGGCCCCAAGGCCAUCUUUGCAGCAACACUCAGGGCCAAGGUCCAAGUCAUCACAUUCUUGGUCUUAUGCCUUGUGUUUAAUUUGCUGGGGCUUCAUUCUACGAUACACCAGAGAAUUCACACUGCAGGUCACAUUCACAACAGCACCUCUCGUCGCAUGGCUUGGGAUUGUAUAUCCUGUGUGCUUAUAUAUGUGACCAUGAUCUUCCAGACGUUCAGCCUGUGGAUGUUCGCAAAGGACUAUGAUCCUGCCAAGAACCCCGACACCGUCGAACUCAACAAUCUACCUCGUCCUAAUGUCAAUGCCGGAUCAGAGCAGGGACAGCAAUUGCAAGCUCCUCUGCCAGCAUAUACUCUAGCCCAUCUUGAUGCGAUCAGGUGCUAG
Molecule: messenger RNA, 480 nt
Organism: Fusarium coffeatum
Lineage: Eukaryota; Fungi; Ascomycota; Sordariomycetes; Hypocreales; Nectriaceae
Exons: 2
Coding region: 1-480 (159 amino acids)
Source: RefSeq, a predicted model, not a curated record